GCUGUUUUGAAAUUGAUCGUUAACCUUUUUGAAAUGCUUGAAAUAAUUUUUGUUUAUAGUGCCAGUUUUAAGUGUUGUUUUUGAAGUCAUGGUGUGUAGUGCAUGUGAAAAUGAAUUCAAAAUAACUGCGAGUCUGUUUACACCAUUUUUGAGUUACAAUGCAGACAAUGAGCGGACCCAUCUCUUAGUUCAGCAAGCAAUGAACUAGGUUGUCGGAAAAGAACUAGAAUUUUGGAAGUGAAUUAGAAGUGAACUAUAAUGCCUGGGAACUAGUGGAAGAUGACGUCAUCGCUGCUAGUUAGCCGCAGUCGGCUCCAAUGAGGAGGCUCAUCACUGAUGCACAGGCCAAAUUUCGCAAAAUGGUAGAAGACCAACGUGUAGUAGGAGGGUCACAACCCCCUCAAGCAGAUGGGGUGGAGUCCACCCCCACGCCUGCACCCUCUAGCCAGGAUGGAGCAACUCCCAAGGCUUCCCUGGACGCUGAGAAAGGGGAACCGCCACCUCCCCCCGUCUCCUCAUCCUCCUCCUCCUCACAACCUCCUCCGCCUCCUCCGAGAGAACGCAAGAUUCCUCCGGUGCCAACAGCUGUGACGUCAUCAGCAUCCUCGCCCUCAAAUGUGGCCGCACCGGCAUCAGGAGUGACUAUGUCAUCGUCCUCUAUAACAGCUGUGACGUCAUCAAGUGUGGCCUCAACGUCUUCUAUGGCAUCAGGAGUGACCGCACCAUCUUCAGAUGUGACGUCAUCACUAGAGAACGGUGCGGACUCCGUGCAACAGCUAGUGAGACCCCCGAGUCCUGCCCCCGGGCCCAGUAAUAAGGCCGACACUUCAGUUGUGUUGGCCUCCUCGCCGGUGGCAUCGACUAGCAGCUGUCAGGUGACAGAGCCAUCCUCGACCUCGACCUCCUCCAAGCAACAGUUGAGCCUGAGGUUGGACAACGAUCGGCUCAGGCGGGAGGUGGCCGAACUCAGGCGGUUACUCAGUGCUCAGGUGGGCGGGGCCUCGUCUAGUGCACAAAUGAGCGGAGCCAAUGGCAUGGAGGGGAUGACAGAUGCUGACAAAGUGCUGACUUUGCAGAAUGAGUUGGCUCAGGCCAGGGAGGCGUUAGCUGCGUCGAAAUCGGACAGAAAGCGUCUAAAAGCAGAGAAAUUCGACCUGUUGAAUCAGAUGAAACAGCUCUAUGCUACUUUGGAAGAUAAAGAAAAGGAACUCAGAGAUUUCAUUCGCAGUUUUGAACAGGAGCGCUGUGAAAGGGAGAGAGAGAGAUGGAGCCUGCUGAGGCAUGCCAGAGAUGAGGCGGAGAGGAGUCUGAAUUUGGCCGCACAACUCGAUAUCAAAGACCAGCAACUCAUCGAGGCCCGUCGCCAGCUAUCUUCAGCGUGUUUGAGUGACGGAGGAGGAGACAACAUCUCUCUCUGUCGCACCAGUCUCAAUGGAGGGGGCAGUCGGGCAGGAGGAGGAGGAGGUGGAGAGGGGGGAAGUGCUCCUCCUCCCGCGGCGCACACUCCCACCUCUAGCAAUCUCAUGAUUGGUGGAGGCGGAGGAGACAGAGGCUCUUGUAGUGCCGACUCCGGGGUUCGCGGCUCCUCAGACAGGGAGUCUGGGGCGACUAGUGCCACGGGAGGCAACCUUUCUGAUUCCACCACUGAUGGUGCACCAACCUUGAAUUACGAAUCAUCGCACCAUCACCUUCAUGCCAACCUGACAGACACAAAUUGCACCAACAAAAAUUGCACCAAUAUUGAGCAAGACACCAUCUCGCUUAUGUCUUCCAUAGCGACUGGAGCUUCCUAUCAAUUGACGACGCCCAAGGAUUGCAACAGUCCAUCUCUCUCACCUCUAAACGCCCAUCCUUUUUCAAGGUCUCUGGAAAAUAGUAAUCUAUCCAGGAGUGUGGAACAGCUGACCAGUCCACCGCCUUCAUUCGAUCAGCUGUUAGAUGACAGAGUGGUGCCUGCCAACCAUCGACGCAGCAAGGAGAGACUGUCAUCUAGGAGUUGUGGUCUGCCCGAACAGGAGGGGGUAGUGGACCGUGGGGCAGUAUAUCGCGGGUUUUCGCCAGGAGUAGACAUCGCAGUAAGGUCCCCUCGCCUAGCAGUCAUGACGAAAUGUCUGGUGGAGGCGUUUGCUUGGGGAAUGUCAAAGAUUAUUACUCAUUUAUCUAUGUAUCUCGUAUGUAUCUAUCUAUUAUCUAUUCAUGCAUUCAUUUAUAUGUUUAUUAAUUCAUCUUUUAAUGUGUUUGUGAUUACAGGAACAGGAGGGGGUAGUGGACCUUGGGGCAGUAUAUCGCGGGUGUUCGCCAGGAGUAGACAUCGCAGUAAGGUCCCCUCGCCUAGCAGUCAUGACGACGCACUGUCGGCGUGUGGAGACCCGACUUAUGCCAGUGUGGGAGGGGGAGGAGCUAGGAGUUGGUCGCCCCUAACAGAGGAGGGGUAUGCUGAGAAAUUACGACUUCUAAGAGAAGCGGGCCAGGUUCCAAUGGAACGAUGGAGAGCCCCGACAGUACUGGCUUGGCUAGAGAUUGCCCUCGGAAUGCCCCAAUAUGGACCCCGCUGUGCUGAGAAUGUCAAGUCCGGAAAGGUGCUGUUGGAGCUAUCAGACGUUGAGCUAGAGUGUGGCCUGGGCAUCAGCCAUCCGAUGCAUCGCAAGAAGCUGAGACUAGCCAUAGAGGAACAUAGACAACCUGGUCUGGUCAGGUAUCCGCCCAUAGCACAACUGGGACACACAUGGGUGUCUUCUGAAUGGCUGCCUGAUCUCGGAUUGGCUCAGUACUCGGAAAAUUUUGCGGCCAACAUGGUCGACGCUCGAAUGCUGGACAACUUGAGCAAAAAAGAGUUGGAAAAGUUUCUGGGUGUGACAAGGAAAUUCCAUCAGGCCUCCAUUGUGCACGGCAUACAUCUGCUCAGGAUGAUGAAAUACGAUCGACAGGCGUUGGCAGUACGCAGACACCAGUGUGAGACCAUAGAUGCAGAUCCACUAGUUUGGACUAAUCAGCGUUUCAUUAGAUGGGCGCGAAACAUUGACCUGGGGGAGUAUGCUGAUAACUUGAAAGACAGCGGUGUUCACGGCGCACUGGUUGUGUUGGAGCCCUCUCUGAACGGUGACACCAUGGCGACCGCCCUCGGCAUUCCUCCCUCGCGUCACAUGAUCAGACGACACCUGACCACCGAACUGGAAGCUCUGGUCCUGCCCGCCAGGUCAUCGUUUGAGCGAUUGGCAAGGGAGCGUCGCCGGACUGAGCGCCUUGUCAGUGGAGGGGGAAGCUUAGGACGGAGUUUUUCAAGAUCGUACGGCGCACUUUCGCACGCCAGCGCGCACAGUUCUCCCAGGUCAUCGGUGGUGCUCGAUGGGGGGGCAGAGAGCUUCCCCGCCACACCCCUGCCAGCCCUGCAAGCGGGCGACAUCAUGCAGCAUCAUCAUCAGAGUCAUCAUCACAGCAAUGGCGGCGGUGAAAAGGAGAAGGAUAAACGACGUGCUAGCCUCAGGACCUACAGUAUGCUCUACUUGAAGAAGUUUUCAUCUUGGAAAAACUCUCAGAGCUCUCUGGGUCGUGUCCUCGGACUAAAAUCUUCCUCCUCCACCUCCUCCUCAUCUCAUCAUAAUCAUCAUCAUCACCAUCAUUCGUCAUCAUCAUUGCGCGUCUCCGAUCCCUGUCCCCUCCCCUCAUCCUUCUAUCCUUCCUCUCCCUCACACUCUCCCUCCUCCUCACUCCAGCCACCUCUCCCUCCGAACGACUAUUUCCCCUCCUCUCCCUCCUCUCAUCCCCCACCACUCAACCACUAUUACUUCCCCUCCUCUCCCUCGCAGCAUCCCCCUCCUCUACCACCGCCCAACUCCCACCACCUCACCCGUGGUCAUCAUUCGCCCACCUACUCGUCGCCGGCACAGUUUGGCGGUGCCGGUGGUCACAACAACUUGUCCUUGUCGGCUAGCAGUACCACUCUGUCAUCGUCCUCUGACGGGGCAGUGACGUCAUCGCUGGGUGGUAACGGGGUAUCGUCGCCGGCAUCGGUAGCAGGAGCUGGUGGUAACGGGGUGUCGUCAUCGGUUAACGUCGCUGUGUCGUCGGCCCACUUUGGAGGGACGUCGGCUGGUGGUGUGACGUCAUCAGUAGCUACUAAACAGCGGCGGCCUCACCGGCAUAGACGGGUCAAGUCGAUUGGGGACAUCAAUGUGGCCUCUCCCAUAUGAACAAUAACGAUUCAAAUUUGAACUACCCCACAACUAAUGGUUAAUCUAUCGAAAUAGUUAUUAUUCUCAGACCUGUUUGCACAAACGCCUGUUGAAUUUCAUUCAUGAUUGAAUGCCAUGGGACCCUACCUCCGUAAACAAAGCCGUAGUGCAUUCGUGUGACGUAAGCACAGGUAGGGAUCCUACACCAAUAAAAAUUCGUUGAUUUCGGCUGAUCUAUAUCAGCUAGAGUUUUUAUUGGUGUAGGAGCCCUACCUGUGCUGACGUCACCAGAAUGCACUAUGAGACCAAUCAGUGAAGACUUCUAUGAUUGGUACUUGUGGUAUUUAAUCACUGUUAAAAUUUAACAGGCUUCUAUGCAACCAAGCUUGAUAGCUCCAUGUUUAAUAGAAUUUUGAAACCUACUGAAAGAGUUUGGAAUUUAGUCAGAUCAUAUAAAUUAUGGGCGAAAUCGAUGUGGACCUUUUAUCUAAAGACCCCUGUGCUAUCAAUAUAAUAUUCUUAAAUCUCCUGUUGUGAAAUAAUUUUGAAACGAGUUGGAUGGUUGUACUCAAAUUGGAUAAUCUGGACUCCACCCUAAGAAAUUUUCCAAUUGCAAAGCAAUGCCCAGCCUCACUAGGUAUACAAGAACUGAUUUUAGAUGCUAUACUGAUAGAUCUGAGAAUAGUUAAUAAAUGAAAAUUACCAGUCGAAUCAAACUCUGUGAGAAAAUAUGUUUCCCUUAGAAUAGUUAGGUAAUGAACUGUUAAUUUAUUGAUGGAAAUAAAUCAAUAAACAACCCAAGAGCUUUCACAUCACCCCUCAAUGAAAGACAUUCCAGCAUUUAUUUUUAGGGUAUAAAUGUAAUUAAUAAAGUUAUUGAGUCAUGUAGGCCCUGAAAUAGUGCAGGUGUGACCUGAUACCAGACCUGAGCAAUUAUUCAGGUCAAUCAAUAUUUAUUUAUUAUUAGGAUAAUAUUCAACAUUAUUUUCUUGAUGAAAUAGACUGACCUUUAUAAAGUAUUAGAAGAGAAUUAGUUGAAAAUAUUUAUUAGUAGAUUGAGCAGUUGAUAAUUAAUUAGUUGAUAAAUCAUAAACCACCACCACAUAUUAGUGUUGUGGUUUGCUUAUCAGUUCCUUAUAUAGGGGUGACAAUCAUUUCAUCUAGAUUUCAGUUCAUCCAAAAUCAGCUGUUUUGUCAACGUUUUUGUUCCUUGUGUUUUAUUAUGUGAAAUUAUCAAACAUUGGUAUAAUAGCAGCAUUUUGUCAUUCAAGAACAAAAACCUUGCCUUGGAAACAUAAUUGAAUAUAUUCUUUAUGGUGUACAGUUGAACUGAAAUUUAGAGGAACUGAGACCCUUCCUCUUUUUUAGUAUGCUUGGGUUCGGUUCCUGGCUAGAUCUGUCAUUAUCUGUCACUCUAAACACAAUAAGCUUUACCGUGCUUUUAAACUCAUCCUAAAUUUGAUGAUUUUGUUUUGAAAAAAUGUUUGAUUUGAUCUCGAAUUCAGAGUGCCAUUAUUAUGCUAGUAGUUUUGGAGUGAAAUGCCUUCAAUGGCUGACCCUCACAUUUCGACACCACUCCAGAGCUAUGCACCACUUUAUUGUACUCUGUGUUGUGAUCUACAAAGCUGUGUGUGCUUUUCGAUUUUUGUUUGUAUUUUUGUAAUCUGUGGUUUUGAAAUGCGUGCAAUCAGUAUUAUGUGUAAUAUUCUACUACAGUAUUAUUUAUUCAAAUUGUAAAAAUGUAAUUAUGUUUAUGUAUGUGUAUCGAGUACCUAAUAAAAGGAGUGCAAUACAAUAAAUUAUAUUGA
This is a messenger RNA of Nilaparvata lugens (brown planthopper), 5980 nucleotides long. RefSeq lists its product as uncharacterized. The transcript has 27 exons. Gene Ontology annotation, molecular function: protein binding. The coding region runs from base 318 to 4190 and encodes 1290 amino acids. NCBI's taxonomy places the organism in Eukaryota, Metazoa, Arthropoda, Insecta, Hemiptera, Delphacidae. The record is from RefSeq and is a predicted model, not a curated record.